GGUCCAGGGUCACUUAUUGCAAGAUAAACUGAAUGACUUCAAAAUAGCGAGCCAGAAAAAAUAAGAAGUAAACAAUAAAAAAGAAGUCUGGGACGACUUUUACUUUGACAACUCAGUCGUAGUGAAUAAGUUCCGUAGCAGUGUUGCCAUGUCCGCUUUCCCACUGAAAACGUCGCUAAUAGUAGUUUAUUUACAGAGUGCAGUAGUGUAAAACGUUUUAAUAAUUUUACGUAAAAAUAUACACUUGCAUACCUCCUUUUACUUAUUUGGUAAGGCAAGUGUGUAUGUUUUGAUAGAACAGGUGUCUUGUUUUGUGUGGUGAUCUGGCAACAGUGUUCCGUAUUCACGUCUACUUCACCACACUACAGUCUGCACAGAAAAAAGGCGUGAGAAUGGUGCUCAGGUGAAUAAAGUGGCAAAUGGACUUCCUCACUCUUUUUGGUAUAUAUGUGGCAGUGGUGCUCACCUGCAUCGCUCUGGUUUGUAAGUAUUCAGGACAACAGCAGAGUCCUCUCGGUCUGCUUUUGGACAAGUUCACAGGGAUUGUCUCACCAUGGAUCCCACAAUGUCUCCAAAACAUUUGUUACAGAACUAUGCACAGGCUGUUCCAUCAAAGGAACAACUUCUUUCUUUACUUGCACCUGGUACUUGAAGUGGUUGUGUAUGGAGAAUUCUCCUAUGAGGUUUUCGGUUUCUGUUUGGACAUGGGCAUAAGUUUAAUCAGUUUGUGCAUUCCUUACGUCCUCCUUGCAGUGAAGUCUUAUCUCUUCUACCUGUGUUGUAGCAGAGACCCAGGAACAUUGACAAAGGCGAACCAUACUGCACAGCUGAAGGUCUACCAGUAUGAUGAAAAACUGUUCCAGCAGGGAGUCCAGUGUUCAACCUGUCAGCUGGUCAAACCUGCCCGCUCCAAACACUGUAGGGUUUGCAAUCGAUGUGUCCAGAGAUUUGACCAUCAUUGCGUGUGGGUGAAUAACUGCAUUGGUGCCCAGAACACCAGAUACUUCCUCCUGUACCUCCUGAGUGUGUGUGCCAUGGCAUGUGAUAUUGCAGUCCUUACAACAGACAUGUUGCUCCAAGCUGUUCUACGAACUGGACUCCUGCAUGCUCACUACAUUGAUGAGCAAGGUGUGCAACAGCCCGCUGGACCGUUCUUUAUCAUCCAGCAUCUCUUUAUGACAUUUCCAAGGAUUGUCUUCAUGCUGGGCUUCUUGGUAUUUGUCUUUUUCCUCUUGGCGGGUUAUUCCAUGUUUCACAUGUAUUUGGCUUUGAUAAAUCAAACCUCCAAUGAGUGGUUUAAAGGAAAAGGUUACAACUGCCAGCAUUGCCAUCCACACUCUGGACACAGCUGCCGGACCUCAUACAAUCCUUUUAGAGGUUUCUAUCACAGGGGAAUCCUCAAAAACCUUGGGGAAAUCUUUUGGCCCUUAUGUCCUGUUCAAAAAAAAGAAAAUUAGACAAAGUGCAUUAUUGUUCUUGUUUUUAACUGUCUAUUUGUAUUCAACUGUAUUUUAUUGUGGUAAAUGGGUUUUUAUUAAAUAUUUUCUUAGCCUUAUGUUUUAUUGGUACCCUUUUCUCUUUCUUUUUUCUUUUCUCGGAGUUAUUUUUAUAAGAAUGUUCAAAUGUUCUUUUUUCAGUUGUUUUUCACUCAAGGUCAAAAGUUUACAUACACCUUGCAGAAUCUACAAAAUGUUAAUUUUUUACCAAAAUGGAAGGAUCAUACAUUAUUUUGUACUGACCUGAAUAAGAUAUUUCACAUAAAAGAUGUUUGCGUAUAGUCCACAAGAAAAAAAUUAAUAGUUGAGUUUAUAAAAAUGAUUCUUAAUACUGUGUUGUUAUCUGAAUAAACAGCUG
Labeo rohita (rohu) is the source of this 1854-nucleotide messenger RNA. It is a transcript of the gene zdhhc4, whose product is annotated as zinc finger DHHC-type palmitoyltransferase 4. NCBI's taxonomy places the organism in Eukaryota, Metazoa, Chordata, Actinopteri, Cypriniformes, Cyprinidae. The record is from RefSeq and is a predicted model, not a curated record. Gene Ontology annotation, molecular function: protein-cysteine S-palmitoyltransferase activity. Gene Ontology annotation, cellular component: endoplasmic reticulum; Golgi apparatus. Bases 420 to 1457 code for a protein of 345 amino acids. Gene Ontology annotation, biological process: peptidyl-L-cysteine S-palmitoylation; protein targeting to membrane. The transcript has 7 exons.